GGGACCUUAAAGAUCACCUCAUUCUAACCCUCCUGUCAUGGGCAGGGACAACUUCACUAGAUCAUAUCACUCAGAGCCCCAUCCAUUGAACACUGAGGGAUGGGUAUGUACCUCCCCUCUGGGCAACCCAUUUCAGUAUUUCACCACUCACAUAAUGAAAAAUGUCCUCUCCCUAUCUAGUCGGAAUCUCCUCUUCUUUAGUUAAAACCACUACUCCUUGUCCUAGUGCAGCAGGCCCUGCUAAGGAGUCAGUCCCACUUUAAAGAUACACAGCACAUCAGUCAUUUUGCAGCUGCUGUAAAAGAUUUCCUUCUCCAUCAGGGGUUAAUACAUGAGUAUCAUGUCCAGUCACAGGUCCUCAUUUUUGCAGAUCUAAGUUCAUAUUUAUGUAACAGUUUAAAAGUUGCAUUUUUAAGGUACACUCCAACUCAAACCUUUCCUUGAUUCUACUUUUGUAGUACUUGUAUGAUUUACUGGGCCUUAAUAUAAAGGUCUCCUGUUCUUGAAACAUAAAAAGGAGAAUAACAUGGGAAAUACCUGAGUUUUUUAUAUAUAAAACAAAACUCUAGACCUGUGAAUAUUUGUGCUUGAAUAAUUGGGACAUUAAUAUGCUGAGUGAAAGGGGUGAAGUUGUUACAUUUACGCAAGUAGCUGUGGCACGUGAUUACCUUGUGCAUUUGAAACUCAAUACUUUUGCAGCACUCUAACCUACAUUGUACCUCCAAUGCUCCCUUCUACCAUAAAGUAACAUAUAACUGACAAUCCUUUGCUUAAAAUAGUAGGAAUGACUUACAUUUGAGCAUGGUGCUAGUGGCCUAUCAUCUUGGUCAGCAGUAAUUAGUAUUGCUGUCAUUAGUACUGAUGUGAAUUGCUACAGUGGAAGUCAAGUCACUGGAUGGUGGUAGGGCUACUGAGUAAGAGCAAGUGUUAUUUUCCAUUGUUUCUGGACUGUUACUUUAAUCAGCUGUCUGAGAAUAAACCACCAAGUGCAACAACAAGAACACAGAACUGGGGGCUAAAGGCCUUGAAAACAAUUAAUUUGCACCUUGUACAAAAUCACUUGGGUUUAAUUUUUAAAUGUUUAAAACUGGAGACGGCUUCUUCUGAUUAGCAAGGUAGCAACUGCUGUGGAAUUCCUAAUUUCUCUCGUAAUGUCAGCAUUUCCUUCAUCCCCUUAGCUUCCUCCAACUUGAGCCGCCCCAGCAAUGUAAGAGCAGGGAUAGUGCUUUGCCACAGAAGGGAGUGGUGCAGUAAGGGAAUGCUUUACCUGAGGGGUGGGACACAGCUGGGAAACGAAGGGCAGAACCACCGCCUGGAGCAGGGACACGGGGCUCGGUUCCCGUAUGGCACAGGCGGGCGGUAAUGCCGCGAGCCGCUGGCACGGUGCCCACAGGUGCUCCAAGCAAUGCUGGGCUCGGCCCGCCCUUGCCGUGCCUCCUUCGAGCGCCAGCCCCGGCCCAGGUUCGGCUCCCUGGCCGGCAGGGCAGCACCAGGCAGGUGUCAGUGCCCGGCCCCACCCCGCAUCCCCGCCCCCCGCAUCCCGCAUCCCCGCUCAGCGCAGCCAGCAGGGAACCAGCGCGUUCCUUAGAAAAACUUUACUGAGCGCAGGGGACACCGCCACCGAGUACAAAAAGAGCCACAGACACACACACAAAGACAAGCCCGGUCCCGGGCGCGCAGGGCCGCCCUCCAGCUGCAGCCCCCGUGCCCGGCUCAGGGUGCCAGCUGAUCCAGGUCCUCCUCCCGCCGGUUGCCCAGGUGCUGCUCGAUGAUUUCGGCAAAGAGGUUCCUCUUCAGCAGGGAGUAAGCCAGGGGUAGCAGCUGGCCCACGGUCUUGUGGAAGUACUGCAAGAGAGAAGGGAAAACUAGAGCCAUCCUCGG
Messenger RNA from Ficedula albicollis (Collared flycatcher), 1881 nucleotides. RefSeq names its product translation initiation factor IF-2-like. Bases 1344 to 1772 code for a protein of 142 amino acids. The record is from RefSeq and is a predicted model, not a curated record. Lineage: Eukaryota; Metazoa; Chordata; Aves; Passeriformes; Muscicapidae. The transcript is spliced from 2 exons.